CGUGUUUGAAGAGUUUCUCCCUCCUCUUGUAUAAAACCCACCCUUUAUUUCUCUCCUCUAGCUACAUCAUUAUCUUUCUCGUCUCUUAAAACAAGCCCUAGCCUUAAACUUUCUCACCACCAGUACGUACUACUGGGUUUUUGUGCUCAUCGAUCGAUCUUCAAUUGGUCAACAACAUGAGGAGGAAUUGCAAUUUGGAGCUCUGCCUUAAUACUUCCGGUGCUAAUUCCGGCUUCCCUCUUCGCAACCACCAUGACCGCCGUGCCGUGCUGGAAUCUAGUUCUGGAACCCCGCGGCAACAGCAGCAGCCGUUGACCAUCUUCUACGAUGGAAUGAUGUGUGUUUCUGAUGUUACAAAGCUUCAGGCUAGAUCAAUUCUCUUUCUUGCAAACAAAGAAAUGGAGGAAAGGUUCAAGACUAGUCCAAGUCCAAGUCCAAGUCCAUGUGCGUCGACUUCUGAACCAUCUUCGCCAAGCCUCCAGUCCCCAAUAUGCAGCCCCUCCAUGAAGAAGUCGCUACAAACGUUUUUGCAGAAGAGGAAGUACCGGAUUCAAGCAACAUCUCAUCCUUACAAUCACUAGAUUGAGGACGAUUAAGUUUGAUAUUCUUUCUUUGUUUGGUUAAUUAGUUGAGAGAGUGAGAGAGAUAUUAUAUAUGAAAGCUUGUAAAUUAAGCCUUUCCAGAUUUGAUUCUUCAAUAGAGAUCCAAAGAUAGUAGAUGUCGUUACAUGUCA
This is a messenger RNA of Rosa rugosa (rugosa rose), 733 nucleotides long. Its product is annotated as protein TIFY 5A-like. Gene Ontology annotation, biological process: response to wounding; regulation of defense response; regulation of jasmonic acid mediated signaling pathway. NCBI's taxonomy places the organism in Eukaryota, Viridiplantae, Streptophyta, Magnoliopsida, Rosales, Rosaceae. Bases 177 to 581 code for a protein of 134 amino acids. The transcript is spliced from 2 exons. Gene Ontology annotation, cellular component: nucleus. The record is from RefSeq and is a predicted model, not a curated record.